AUGGCGGAUGUCCAAAGCAAUGAGCGUAAAGUAAAACUUACUAAAAACGGCAAAGUUGUGAAAAGACGUUUAAGAAAUCCUGAAGAAUGGCACAAACAAAAACAAAAGCGUUUGAGAAUAGCUGGACAAGAAUAUAUAAAUGCCAAUGGGAAAAUUGUACCCCCUAAACAACCUGGCCCAGAUUGCAAUUGCCGUAGAAAAUGUUUUCAAAUGGUACCAGAGGAUAUUCGUAUGAAAACAUUUCAAGGGUUUUACUCUAUGAAAAGUCAUGAUGAACAAAAUGCAUAUUUAUUUGGUUUAAUGCGGCAAAUUGAUGUGAAACGAAAAAGAGUUAAAUCUAGCAGCAGAAGAACAUGCACAUUUGAAUAUUUUGUCCGAGUUAAGGGUAAAGAAACUCAAGUAUGUCAAACAGCUUUCAAAAAUAUACAUGCAAUAACAGAGCGUAAAGUUAGAGUUCUUUGCAAGAAAAUGGAUGAUGGUAUUAUGUUUCCAAGUGACAAUAGAGGUAAGAACAGCCAUAGACGAUCAGGAGAAGUUCGUUUACCUAUAGGUAUUGUAGACCAAAUAAAAAAUCAUAUUUACUCAAUAGUUCACACUCACAGAUUGAAAGAUUUUAUCAGACUUGACAAAAUUGCUGGCCUUGAAAUUAAUAUUUCUAAAAUGUGGAAAGAUUAUAUAAAAAGUUAUGAUCCUGACAAUAUCACUGCAACUAUGCCUAAAUCUAAAAGAAAUAUGGAGAUAUUACCUGUUCAAAAUGAGCCACUUCAACCUAUAGCUCCAGCUCCAGUCCCACAAGAGACUUAUACACCUUUAACAUAUCCUGGUAAUAGCCACCUAGUCAAUAUUGCAGAAAAUUACUUUGAAAAUCAGUAUCAAACACAAUUGACAACUACAUCAACACCUACAAAUUUUUAUCCUGCUCAAAGUGGUCAACAUCCACAAGGAAUGGGUAUUAUUUUACAAUCAGUUAACAGACCUGCUCAACCUACAGCUUUUAUUUUACUACAGGCUAAACCUGAUCUUUCACAAGAUAAGCUAGCUAUAACUAAUGGCUCAUACAUUGAGACACAAACUGAAAUAUCUGAAAUGCCUAGUAAAUCAAAGAAGCUCAAAAAAGAAAGAAAAAAGGGUCCAGUUGUUAAACAGUGGCGAUAUAGUAAUAUAUUUCAUGACGAAAUAAAUGGAGCAGCAUUGGCAGCUAUAAAAACAAGACUUGGUAUGUAUUAUGCAGAGAGUGACGCGGCCAGAAAGAAGGCAAAGCAAAUUCCACGGGCACAGGAAACUGCUCAAACACAAACUGAACAAGCAACCAUCAAAUCUGAACAGUCUGGUAUGAUGAGGCCCCCUCACCAACAGCUGAGAGCUACACACACAUUAACUAUAUUCACAUAA
This is a messenger RNA of Pieris macdunnoughi, 1392 nucleotides long. The record is from the annotation of a GenBank genome assembly. Lineage: Eukaryota; Metazoa; Arthropoda; Insecta; Lepidoptera; Pieridae.